AUGGGGCUGGAUGGGAUCCACCCAAAGGUACUGGCCGAAGUGCUCAGUGAGCUACUUCCCAUCAUUUAUCGGCAGUGCUGGAUAACCGGGGAGGUCCCAGUUGACUGGAGGUUAGCAAAUGUGACACACAUCUACAGGGAGGGCCGGAAGGAUGAUCCAGGGAACUACAGGCCUGUCACUCUGCCCUCAGUGCCAGGGGAGGUUAUGGAGCAGAUCAUCUUAAGUGCCAUCAUGCAGCACAUACAGGACAACCAGCUCUGGGCUCUGCAGCCUCCGGUUCCUCGGAGAGGUUUUGCUGCCACGCUCAUUAGGAAGUCAUAUGAUGUCAGAAGAGUUGAAAUCACUCCCCUGGAGCAGAGGAAGGUAACUUUUGAUACCCAUGCUUUAGUGAAGGAUCUGGAAGCCCAUGGCUUUGGGAAGGAACAAGCGGAGACCAUCGUAUCGGCAUUAAUAACCUUGUCGAAUGUCAGCUUAGACACAGUCUAUAAGGAUAUGGUUACACAGGCUCAGCAGGAAAUAACUUUACAGCAGAUAAUGGCACAUUUGGACUCCAUUCGAAAAGAUAUGGUCAUCCUGGAGAAAAGUGAAUUUGCAAACUUGAGAGCAGAGAAUGAGAAAAUGAAAAUUGAAUUGGAUCAAAUUAAACAGCAGCUAGUGAAUGAAACUGGUAAAAUCCGAGCUGACAGCAAGCUAGACAUAAACCUGGAAAGAAGCAGAGUGACAGAUAUGUUUACAGAUCAGGAGAGGAAACUGAUGGAAGCAUCUACAGAGUUUCAUAAAAAAGACUCAAGUACCAACAGUGUUAUCUCAGAAAUCAGUAAUAAAAUUGACACUGAAAUAGCUUCCUUAAAAACGCUCAUGGAAUCAAAUAAACUUGAUACGAUACGUUAUUUGGCAGCUUCGGUAUUCACUUGCUUAGCAAUAGCACUGGGAUUUUACAGGUUCUGGAAAUAGAUCUAAAUGGAAUGACUGCAUCAAAUACAGAUGAAGAAAGGGCCACCCAGGCAACAUCAGUUCAGCGAUCGUGUUUGCACUGUAGAUAACCUUGGUACCUUUUUGGUUUUGAUAUUCUUACUGUGCACUAAAGAUGUUUUCUGAAUAUGUAACACUAAAGAUCAAAAUAAUUGGAGGGAAGUAGGCAAAUAGUAGUAUUUCACUGUCCCCUAUUGAAGACUGUAUUUAUUUCAAAGGACUCCUUAUGGUAAAUCAGAAACUGUUUUUUAAUGUGUUUCAGAAUUCAUUUUAUUUCCUUUUUGGAACAUUCUCAGUGGAACAUUCUCACUCUCAGCUCCUCUCAAAAUGGAAAUAUUAAACAUUUGAUAACCCCUUGAAAUGAAAAUAAUAUUCCCAAUAUGGGAAUACUAAUACCAGAUUCCAAUAGAUAUACUCUGAUCCAGGUAAAUUAAUCUUAAGUAUAGGAUCUGUAUUUUUGUCUUUGGUCUGUUCCUCUUUCCUGACUGAAGCAUGGCCCUUUGGUUUUCUUUAUAACACACACUCCAAGGCCUUUACUAAAGAAUCCUUGUUUUUCCUGAAAACUGGUUUCCAUAAAUGUAAAAUCUCAUGUAGAACUAAAAUGUCUCCAUAGAUUUCCUUUUUUUAGAAUAUUUUGCAAGUUUCGUAACCCCAGAGGUCAACAGAAUGGGAGAACUUCUUUGUCUUUCCAGAGGGAAAUGCCUCCACUCUCAGCAACUGUGUGCAGCCGUGGGGCAGAUAAGUGCUCUUAACUCCUCCCUUCAAGUAGGGCAGAGUAUUUCCAAUAAAUCCUCACGUGUUUUCCGUGCGUAGGAUCUGGCUUGUAACAUGGAAACAAACACAGAAACGGUGGUGCCUGUGUGGCAGUGGUCACCCUCCUCCCAUCUCCGUGCUCCUCCGCACUGCUCUGUUAUGCCGUGGGGGACACCAGCUCUCCUCACUGCUGGUGGUGACCCCUCGCAACAGGAAAGUAAGAGUAGGCCCUUUGUGGGCUAAAGGGUAUGUAGGACCAGUUAGUGGCAAUUUGUUAUUGCGGUUUUGUUCUGUUUACAGUUGAACUUGCUGGUAUCCUGCCAGUUCUUAUACUCUGUGCAUUAAAUUAUUUAUCAUCUUCAUUUAAGAAAAUAAAAUUAAUUUCUUAUGU
Molecule: messenger RNA, 2116 nt
Organism: Athene cunicularia (burrowing owl)
Lineage: Eukaryota; Metazoa; Chordata; Aves; Strigiformes; Strigidae
Gene: CCDC90B
Product: coiled-coil domain containing 90B
Exons: 10
Coding region: 1-954 (317 amino acids)
Cellular component (GO): mitochondrion
Source: RefSeq, a predicted model, not a curated record